AUGCUACGCCAAUUUCCUUCAACUCAGACAAUAUUUCCUCGAAAGGAUCUUCUAGCAAAGGAACUAACAUCUCAUGUUGUCUACAAUAUUAGCUGUAAACAUUGUCCAGCAUCCUACAUCGCAAAGACUUUUCGUCAACCAGAAAGACGUUUUGCUGAACAUGAUGCUGCAUCGAUUUCGAUUGAACGUGCAUUAUUAAUAGUUGUUGAAGUAAAACCAAUUGAAUUACAAAAAUCAUUUCAAUCGACAUCAACCAUUAAAAUAUCUUGA
Rotaria sp. Silwood2 is the source of this 270-nucleotide messenger RNA. Lineage: Eukaryota; Metazoa; Rotifera; Eurotatoria; Philodinida; Philodinidae. The record is from the annotation of a GenBank genome assembly.